This is a messenger RNA of Penicillium mononematosum, 2058 nucleotides long. RefSeq names its product Nonribosomal peptide synthetases (NRPS). Gene Ontology annotation, biological process: amino acid activation for nonribosomal peptide biosynthetic process; secondary metabolite biosynthetic process. Gene Ontology annotation, molecular function: phosphopantetheine binding. The record is from RefSeq and is a predicted model, not a curated record. The coding region runs from base 1 to 2058 and encodes 685 amino acids. NCBI's taxonomy places the organism in Eukaryota, Fungi, Ascomycota, Eurotiomycetes, Eurotiales, Aspergillaceae. The transcript has a single exon. Gene Ontology annotation, cellular component: cytoplasm.
AUGGCACACGAAACUGGAGUUGAGAAUGGUCCGACGAUACAAGGCUUAGAGAAAGGAGACUAUAAUCAGAUCUGGGAAUGGAACAAAACUGUUCCAGCUGCUAUCAGUACUCUGGUGCACAAGCUCAUCCACGACAACGUGGAGGUCAACCCUGACGCCCCAGCUGUUUGUUCUUGGGACGGUAAUCUGACGUAUGCGGAGCUUAAUGAUCUGUCUUCGCGAUUAGCAGAUGAGCUGAAAAGCCGGGGAGUGGGACCCGAAGUCAUCGUUCCAUUGUGCUUUGAGAAAUCGGCAUGGACGAUCGUGGCCAUCCUUGCGACGAUCAGAGUCGGGGGCGCAUUUGUGCUUCUCGAUGCGAAGCAGCCUGAAGCACGUCUUCGAGACAUUGUGUCUCUCACCAAGGCCAAGUUUGUGGUUGCCUCCCCAGCCCAGCAGGAUUUGGCAACCAAUAUAUCGUCACAAGUUCUGCUGGUCUCACACAACAUCCUCCUGGCCAUGCCAGCCAUCACGAGCACGGAUCUCACAGUUGACCCGGAGUCCACUCUCUUCGUCGUCUUCACGUCGGGAAGCACGGGGCUACCCAAGGGGGUGAUGAGCUCCCACCGAAGCUUUGUAUCGGGCGUUCACUAUCGACGGUCCAUACUGGAGGUGCCAUCUCCCCGCGUAUUCGACUUUGCUUCGUACAGCUUCGACGUCAGUACAGAUAUCAUUCUCUCCACGCUUAUUAUUGGUGGAUGUGUGUGCGUACCAUCAGAAUUGGAACGUCAAAAUGAUAUUGCUGGUGCCAUCAACCGUCUCAAAGUCAAUUCGGCCGAUCUCACUCCCUCCGUGACACGCUUGCUCGAUCCUGACUCCAUGCCAGGCCUGAAGGUCCUCAAGCUUGGGGGUGAACUUAGCAGCGUCACAGAUGUCGCACGAUGGGCCCCGAAGUUAAAGUUAGUCAAUGUUUACGGGCCAUCGGAAUGUCUGCUUGUAGCUAUCAACGUCCUUGCCCUGAAUGGUGACCCCCGGACCAUCGGACGAGGACAUGGCGCUGUCACUUGGAUCGUGGACCCCGACGAUCACAACAAACUAGUCCCAGUGGGAACCGUGGGGGAGCUUCUGGUCGAAGGUCCCAUCGUCACAAAAGGGUACCUGCAUGAGCCUGAACGAACCGCAUCUGUCUUUAUCAACGCCCCUGACUGGCUUCGAUCGGGGCCGAGCCCAGACAGAUCCUCCGGCCAGCUGUACAAGACUGGUGACCUCGUCCACUAUAAUCCGGGUGGUACCCUCAACUUCGUAGGCCGCAAGGACACCCAGGUCAAAGUGCGCGGGCAACGAGUUGAGCUGAGUGAAGUUGAACAUCAUAUCCAACAGCAAUUGUAUUCACGAACGGGUAAACGGGUCAACCCUAUUGUGGAGCUGGUCACGACUGGGGCCAGCAAGGGCUCCGGAGGUCGCCCGACUUUGGUUGGUUUCCUCGCUAUGAGCCAAGUCGAGUCUGCGGAGCCUGAAGAUGCACAACAGCUGCGACAAGCCAUGUGGGAUCUAACCAAAGAUCUUAACAAAUCUCUCCUGAAGACCCUCCCACAGUACAUGGUUCCUUCGGUCUACAUACCUCUCUGGCAGUUCCCGCUGAAUUCAUCUGGCAAAACUGAUCGACGACAGCUCCAAGUGACCGGCUCAGUGCUUUCACGUCAAGAUUUAGCUGCUUUGCGAGCACCUCCAACAACAGCAAAGGUGACGACCGCGACGACGACCACAGCAUCGCAGUCGAGGACCCUGCCACACACCUUCAUGGAGCAAAGGAUGCAAAGAAUGUGGUCGAAGGUACUUGGUCUUGAACCCAGUGAAAUUGCAAGAGAGGACCAUUUCUUCCAAUUGGGCGGGGAUUCACUCAGCGCCAUUCAACUUGCCACGUUGGCUGCGAAUGAGAAGCUGGUCCUCACUGUUCAGGAUAUCUUUGAUAAUCCGGUUCUAGCUCGCAUUACCGCUGUGGCUAAACCAGUAUUAGAACACUGUGUCCCUGAGGCCACUGGAACACAUGGGUCUACCGGCUAUGUAAAGACAAAGGCUUAA